AUGAAUCACUUCAUAGAUGUGAGAGUAGGACUUUCUACAGGUACACUAAGGUACACCUGUACAGAUACCACAGCUUGUGUCUUUCCCUUUAUUUUUGAUGGGAAACGCUACUUGUCAUGCACCAUGGACGGAACUAUCGAUGAGAAACUGUGGUGUGCCACAACUGACAAUUUUGAUAAGGAUAGCAAGUGGAAACACUGUUCUGUUCAAGAAUAUGGAGGCAACUCUGAUGGCAAGCCCUGUAUUUUUCCUUUCGUGUACAAGAACCGGAUAUUCUACACCUGCACAGACGAGGACCGAGAAAAUGGAAGAUUCUGGUGUUCUACCACAAGCAACUUUGAUCUAGAAUCUCAGUGGAGCUACUGUGCUGACACCAGACUAGAUGCAAAUCCCAAGGGGCCUUGUGUCUUUCCAUUCCUCUACAAUGGCACUUUCUACUCCUCAUGCACAACUGAUGGGAUUUCCAACAAGAAGCUUUGGUGCUCUCUCACCGAUAACUAUGAUGUAGGCUUGAAGUGGACAUACUGUGAGCCCUCAGGGCCUGAUGAGAGUCUGGAAAGUACACCUUGUGUCUUCCCAUUCAUUUACAAGGGCAAGUCUUAUCAGAGCUGCACCACAGAUGGAUGGAGUGAUGGGACAUUCUGGUGUGCCACUACUAGUAAUUAUGAUGCUGACAAGAAGUGGAAGUUUUGUGAAGUCUCAGGGCCAGAUCCAGAUGUAGAAAGUCCACCUUGCUCCUUCCCUUUCAUCUACAAGGGCAAGUCCUAUGACACGUGUACCACUGAGGGCAUGAGUGAUGGGAAACUCUGGUGUGCCACCACCAGUACUUACGACGUGGAUAAGAAAUGGGUUUAUUGUAAUGCCACAGGUCCAGAUAAAAGCCAGGAAGGUCCUUCUUGUGUCUUCCCCUUCAUCUACAAUGGCCUGAACUACAGCAGCUGCAUGGAUGAUGGACAGAUAGAUGGGAAGCUCUGGUGUUCCACCACCUCCAACUACGAUAUAGACAAGCAAUGGACUUUUUGCACUGUCACAAAAACUGGCUGUGUCUUUCCUUUCAUCUACAAGGAGAAAUCUUACCAAAGCUGCAUCCCAGUGGACCGCACUGAUGGGAAAGCAUGGUGUUCCACUACUCCAAACUACGCCACCAGUUUCAAGUGGAGAUUAUGCAAUGAAUCAGACUGUGCCUUCCCCUUUGUCUUCCGUGGCAAGACUUACCACAGCUGCACCACAUCUGGGCGCAUAGAUGGGAAGUUCUGGUGUCCCCUUACCAGCAACCCUGAGACAGACAGGAUGUGGCUUCUUUGUGAUGACUUGGGUAUUGCCCCAAAAGUUGACUAAGCAACCUGUCGGCUGUCUUGAAAUCCUUGGACAUCCCUGAUUCCAGCCAGUCUGAAUUAUUUGUGGGAGAUGGCAGAGCAAUCUGGAUGAAGCAAACAUGAAUUGAAUGCAGCCAAACUUUCUGUCUUGUUCUGAUUUCUAUAAGUUUCACAGACUGGAUAAAAAGCUUCCCUGAGGCCAUAACUCCACAGUGCACUGUGAGUUUUGUGUGUAGAGCAUCCAGCGU
Messenger RNA from Heteronotia binoei (common prickly gecko), 1564 nucleotides. RefSeq names its product fibronectin-like. Gene Ontology annotation, cellular component: cell surface. Gene Ontology annotation, molecular function: heparin binding. Bases 1 to 1338 code for a protein of 445 amino acids. The record is from RefSeq and is a predicted model, not a curated record. The transcript is spliced from 10 exons. Lineage: Eukaryota; Metazoa; Chordata; Lepidosauria; Squamata; Gekkonidae.